UAAAAUGAAUAAUGAUCAAUCAUUAGAAGACAUUGAUUAAUUUAUUCAUUCUUAUGCACCUCAACAAUCUAUCCCAAAUAUUCUUUCGCAAGCCAUCACGUAAGAUCAACUUCUGGUCCAAAACGUAAGGUUGAUACAGCAAUUGCAUGAACAACAAUCGAUUUUGAAUCUUUAAAGUUUGAUGUUCCUCAAUCCUAUGGUGCAAACAUAAGUGAACCACGAAAGUAAAAAGAUAAAAAAAACAAAUAAAAGCAUCUAAGUGAUUCCCUCUACGACAAAUGUAAAGGAAAAUGCAUAGCAUCUCUUAGAAAUUAAAGGAAAUGUCAAAAAUGCUUACAUAAAGAAAAUAACUUCAUUAUUAAGUGUAAAAGGUGACAAGUUGCUUGAUGAUGACUUUCAUGAGGAUCUGGAAAUUGAGAGUUGUUCCGACCUCCAGAAGUAGGAUAAGUUGAGUGGACUGUUGAACUCUAACAAUGACUAAACUCAAGUGAAACAAAAAGGAAGGUAAAGUGCCAAAAUGUCAAGACUUCGUAAAAAAGUGUAUCUCAAACUUUUGGAGAAAAAGGUAAUUUAUGUAUCUAAGUAAGGUUUCAGAUCUAGAUUAGCAGAUAUCGGAAUACAAGAAAACAACUCGACAAUCCUUCGAAUAUUUGACUCAAAUCUUACAAUCGCAUCCCAUCCUAAAUAGUAUGAUAAUCGGGAAUUCGGCGGCAAUUGAUUAGGUAAUGGAAUGCUCAUCUCCGGAGUAAGCCCAAUUGAUCCUCGACUCCUAUAUUGUAAGCAUCCCAAUAAAUGUAGAUGAGAUAUGGCAUAUGCGGAAUCAAGAGAAGGGAUUACUUCAAAUAUGCCGUCAAAAAUAUACAGAAAAACUUUUUGAAGGGGAACUAUGGUCUGUUGCUAAUGAGUUGGAAUAAUCGAGUGCAUAAUUGUAAGAGACUGUUGACUUAUGUGUAGAUGAUCAAGAGUUUAAUCAGUAUGUAGAAAUAGUGAAGGAAGAGGCCAAGUUGGAAGACGACAAUCAAGUGUAUAAGAUACUGCCUACAGUUGAUAGGAUGCUAAAUCAUCGAAAAUUGUCCUAAUAGUACACUCAACAGUUUUAAUCAUAGGCUAUUGUUGAAAUUCAAUUAAGACAUCAGAAAUUUGAGGUCUCUCCAACAAGAAGUAGAAGAAACAGUAAAUUAAUUUACUUAAAGCUUAAGUCCCACUCAGCAUUUAGAUUUCAUCAAGUUAAUAGAGAAAUAAGGAAGUUUUAAUAGAUAUACCAAAUGA
Paramecium octaurelia is the source of this 1269-nucleotide messenger RNA. The record is from the annotation of a GenBank genome assembly. Lineage: Eukaryota; Ciliophora; Oligohymenophorea; Peniculida; Parameciidae.